Polistes dominula (European paper wasp) is the source of this 2379-nucleotide messenger RNA. Its product is annotated as nucleolar MIF4G domain-containing protein 1 homolog. Gene Ontology annotation, molecular function: RNA binding; protein binding. Gene Ontology annotation, biological process: ribosomal small subunit biogenesis. The record is from RefSeq and is a predicted model, not a curated record. Gene Ontology annotation, cellular component: nucleolus. Lineage: Eukaryota; Metazoa; Arthropoda; Insecta; Hymenoptera; Vespidae.
AUGAAUUCUGAUAGUAUUAAAGAAAAAGUAUCAAAGUCUCAAGAAAUUGAUGAUAAAAUAACACAACAUAAUAAUAAUCACAAUGUUAGUGAGAAAUUAAAAAAGCAAAACAAGAAGAAGAAGAGGAAAGAAAAGGAAAAGGAAAAGGAAAUAAAAUCAAAAUUGAGGAAUGCGAAUGAGAUCGAAGAUAAAGUGAUUAAACAAUUAGAAAAACGAUUAAAAUUAAAUAAACGAAAAAACAAUACAUUACCUAAGUCUUUUGUUAAUGAUGGUUUAGAUUAUGUUUUGGAUUUCUGUGAUAAUGAUAAUAGGAAACAAAUAGUCGAUAUGGAAGAACAAUUAUUAAAAGACGAAGGAGACGAAGAUCUUGAAGAAGAUAUUGCAAUGUUUAUUAAUAAUGAAGAUAAUACAGAAGAUAUUACAAACCGUAAUGCAAAGGAUGGUUCUGAUAAUAAACAGCAUGGAGCUAAAGCAAAGAAAACAAAAGAAAAAUCGAAGAAAAGAAAGCAGGAUGAAAUGUUAGAUUCAGCAGAGGAAAGUAACGAAGAGGACGAAGCAGAUUCAUUGUCAGAUGGAGGUACAGAUGGAGGUACAGAUGAUAUUGAAACAGAUAUUUCUGAAGAGUCUCCUGGCAAUGAUAGUUUAUGGGAAGAUAUUUAUGGUCGUACGAGAGAUAAAAAAGGUAAUAUUGUGAAUAAUGUAUCAUCUGCUGUACAAAGGAAACCGUUGGAAAUUAAACAGGAUGACGAUGAAAAACGAUCUAGACUGAAAAAACAACUGAAGGGUCUUUUAAAUAGAUUAGCAGAAAGCAAUAUGCAGUUUAUUGCUAAACAGGUGGAUGAGUUAUAUAUGUGUAAUAGUCGUAAUGAUAUGAAUACUAUUUUAUCCGAAUUAAUAAUGCAAGCAUUGAUUUCACCAAUAUUAACUCCAGAUCGUUUGAUUUGUGAGCAUAUGAUGUUAAUUACAAUUCUACAUGCAAAUGUUGGGACUGAAGUCGGUGCUCAUUUUUUAUUAACAUUUGUUAAAAAGUUUGAUGAAAUGUUAAGUGCACCACAUACUGUAGAAGAUAAAAGAUUAGAUAACUUAAUAUUAUUGUUGUCGCAUUUAUAUAAUUUUAAGGUUUAUAGUCAUCAACUUCUUUAUCAAAUAUUAAACAAGAUUUCAUCUAAAUUUGAGGAAAAAGAAAUUGAGUUAAUAUUACUCAUUUUGAAAACGGCAGGUUUUCCAUUACGGAAGGACGAUCCACUUGCAUUAAAGGAACUUAUAUUAAAUUUGCAAAAAAUAGCAAGUAAUACUAAAUCUGAAAAUACACGAGUGAAAUUUAUGUUAGACGUCUUAAUGGCGAUAAAAAAUAAUAAUGUAAGCAAAAUACCACAAUAUGAUCCAUCUCAUACAGAGCAUUUAAAAAAACUUAUGAAGAGUUUCAUACACAAAAGUAAAAGUAUAGUGAAGUUAAAUAUUUCUUUAGAAGAUUUAUUAAAAGCUGACGAAAAAGGAAAAUGGUGGAUAGUAGGAUGUGCAUGGUCUGGUAAUACAAAUUUAGAGGAAGGAAAAAAGGUUUCAGAAGGGAAUAAAGAAAUGUUCAAUAAAAAUAUUCUUGAAUUGGCGCGAAAACAAAGAAUGAAUACGGAUAUUAGAAGAAAUAUUUUCUGUAUAUUAAUGACAGCGGAGGAUUACUUAGAUGCUUAUGAAAAACUUUCUCGCCUUGAUUUAAAAAAUCAACAGGAAAGAGAAAUAAUAUAUGUUUUAAUGGACUGUUGUUUACAAGAAAAGAAAUUUAAUCCUUAUUAUGCUAUAUUAGCAGAAAGAUUCUGUGUUUAUGACAGGAAAUAUCAGUUGACGAUACAAUACAUGUUGUGGGACAAAUUUAAAAUACUAGAUAAUUACAAUGCAAAACAAUUAACGAACUUGGCCAAAUUUUUAAUUCACUUAUUUAUUCAAAAAUCUUUAUCUAUUUCAAUUUUAAAGGUUUUAAAUUUUGCUGAAUUGGAUAAACAAACGAUGAAACUUGUGAGGCAAAUUAUGAUUGGUAUUCUCCUUACCAAGAAUGAAGAAGACUGUCUAGAAGUAUUUGAAAGGAUAUCUUCAUCUACUUUAUUACAAACUUUUAGAGAAAGUCUUAGACUCUUUAUAAAUCAUUUUCUUAUUCGUAAUAUUGAAUCAUGUAAAUUAAUGGAAGUAGAGUGUACACUUAUAAAACAACGAGCGCAACAAGUUGACAAGGCACUGCUUAAUCGCUCUUGUAAAAUAUUAUUUUAAGGAUAUUUAUAAAUAAUCAUAAUAAUUAGCAUAAGUGUAAAUAAUUAAAAUUGUCAUAGAAAUAAUGAAGUCAAAGCUUUUACAUCAUGAAAUGGUUCUUGCGACGAAUUAAAUGUAAAA